Messenger RNA from Zasmidium cellare ATCC 36951, 1059 nucleotides. RefSeq lists its product as uncharacterized. The record is from RefSeq and is a predicted model, not a curated record. Gene Ontology annotation, biological process: L-valine catabolic process. Gene Ontology annotation, cellular component: mitochondrion. Lineage: Eukaryota; Fungi; Ascomycota; Dothideomycetes; Mycosphaerellales; Mycosphaerellaceae. The transcript is spliced from 2 exons. Gene Ontology annotation, molecular function: 3-hydroxyisobutyrate dehydrogenase activity; NADP binding; NAD binding. Bases 1 to 1059 code for a protein of 352 amino acids.
AUGGCAGACCUUCCGAAGUCCAUUGGUUGGAUUGGCCUCGGGCUAAUGGGCAAUCCAAUGAUCAGGAAUCUGUUGAAGAAGGUGUCUGAAGACACUCAAUUCUACAUCCACGAUGUGGUACGGGAGAGCGUCGAAAGACUUGUAGAGGAAGGGAAUGGCAGAGUGCAUGCUUGUGAAAGCAGCGUGGAGGUUGCAGAUAAGUCCGAUCUAAUCAUCAGCAUGCUCCCCGAAGGCCGCCAUGUUAAGUCCGUCUACCUCGACGAAAAAUCCGGCGUCCUCGCUUCCACAUCUCUCCAGAACAAAACCCUCAUCGACUGCUCCACAAUCGACACAGCCUCCAGCCUCGCCGUUCGCGAUGCCUGCCAAUCCCACUCCAACUCCUUAACCCUCAACUUCUACGACGCCCCCGUCAGCGGCGGCGUCGUCGGCGCCGAAAAAGGCACCCUAACAUUCAUGCUCGGCUGCUCCGCCACCGACCCCAACAUCACCUUCCUCACCACCCUCCUCUCCCUCAUGGGCGGCAACAUCUUCCCCUGCGGCGGCGCCUCGCUCGGUCUCACGGCCAAACUCUGCAACAACUACUGCUCGGGCCUCAUCGCCAUCGCCGUCUCGGAGAGCCUGAACAUCGGCAUCAAAAGCGGCAUGGACCCCCGCAUCCUCGCCAACGUCUUUCACACCAGCACCGCCCAGUCCGCCAUCUGCGAUGACUGGUGUCCCGUGCCUGGCCUCACGCCCUCCGCGCCGGCGAGUAACCACUACGCUGGGGGGUUCCGCGUGGAGCUCAUGAAGAAGGAUUUCGCUUUGGCUGUCGAUACUGCGGAGCGGGUUGGGGCGCAGUUGGCAUUGGGGAGGGAGGGGUUGGGGGUUUAUGAGGGGGCGAGUGCGGAUGAGAGGUGUAAAGGGUUGGAUUCGAGGGUUGUGUAUAAGUUCUUGGGUGGGGAGGAGGAGUGGAUGAGUAAGGGAGGUUUUGGGGAGGGGGUGGAGAUGAAGAAAGAUGAGACGAAGAGGUAUAUUCAGCUGGGGAAGGAGGCGGAGAAGGAAGGAAAGAAGGGAAGUUGA